Messenger RNA from Cryptotermes secundus, 1829 nucleotides. RefSeq names its product histone PARylation factor 1 (gene Hpf1). The transcript has 7 exons. Gene Ontology annotation, cellular component: nucleus. Gene Ontology annotation, molecular function: poly-ADP-D-ribose binding; histone binding. The record is from RefSeq and is a predicted model, not a curated record. Lineage: Eukaryota; Metazoa; Arthropoda; Insecta; Blattodea; Kalotermitidae. Bases 53 to 1261 code for a protein of 402 amino acids. Gene Ontology annotation, biological process: regulation of protein ADP-ribosylation; DNA damage response.
ACAUGUUGGUACUCCUGAACACUGGAUAGUGCGGGAAUACACGCAGCUGAAAAUGGAGGCAAGGUUAACGUGUGAAGAGGCCCCUCGAUUACUAUGUAAAUAUGGUCAAAAGUGCUAUCAGACAAAUCCGUUGCAUCAUCAAAAAUACAAGCAUCCACCAAAGCGGAAAAUAGAGGCCAAAGUAGGAGUUGCGAGUAAGAAGAAGAAGACAGUGGCUCCACCCGGAAAUAAUGAGAGGAAUGUACCUGUGUUGGUUGAGGAUGAGUGUAAAGUUCUGAGUGUUCCUGAGGAAGAAGAAGAUCUUCCUCCCACACCUGAAAAUGAGAACGAAGCUAUCAAACAGAAAUUUCUUGUUGACAUGCCAGAAGAUUUUUAUUCCUUUUGGUCAUUUUGCAAGUCUCUGUCACCAGAUAAACCUGAAGAGGCUCUGAAAGAUGUUGGCCUUCUGCUUGUUGGUCCCUUUGAUAUACUGUCAGGAAAUUUGAAGAAAGCAAAGACUCGUAAACUGUCCCUCUAUUUAAUACACUGGAGAUAUUAUUAUGACCCCCCAGAAUUUCAGACUGUUGUCAAGGGUGAUGACACCAAGCAGUACCACAUGGGAUAUUUUCGGGAUGAUCCUCAAGAACCACCUUGCUUUGUAGCCAGAAACUGUGCUGCCAUUGACUGCACAAUUACUCCAAUGGCUGAGAAUAUUUUUGGUGCUGUUAAUGCUUAUUUAGAUGCCAUGAAGGGGAAGUGUGACCCAUUUCAAAAGAUGAAAGUCUCAAAGGUUCAGAAUUCUCUCAAGUCAUGGGCAAAGGAUAACAACUUUGUUUUGGAUGUGCUCAGUGAGGCAAUGAAGGCACGGAACAAGAAAGUAGUGACAAAGACAUUUCAUAAUGCAGGUCUGGUUGUUCCUUGGAACAAGAAGACAGAGUUGGGAUACAGAAAACUCAUAGAAACAGAUGAAACUUUGAAGCGAAUACUGAAGAAUGUGGUGGGGAGCAGCUGUGAAAUGGAGCGAGAGGCACACCUGGGGGCGCUACAGCCCAUUGUUACUGCUGCCAAUAUUGCCAAUGAUGAGUGUGAUUUUGGGACAAGUCUUGAACUGGGUCUCGACUUGUUCUCUUUUGGAGGGAAAGUGUUCCACCGCACUGCACUUAAUCUUCUCAAGACUGCAUAUAGCUUACUCCAGAGGAAUGAAUUUGCUUUAAUAAUUGAGGCUCAUUUGAAGAACAGAAGAAGAGGAACAGCACUCAGUAUAGUUGAUCAGAUUAUCUGAACCCAUGAACAUGUUCAAUUUUAAUUAUUGAACAUUUGUAUUGUGGGAAAUAUAUUUGUUUUGAAGAAAUGGAGCCAGAGUAUGCUAAACUCUUUCUAGGUGCUCGUAAUUUAAAACUCAUUGUAGUUCAUAUUCUUUCACAAGAUUAUUCAUACUCGUGUAAAUCAUGUGAAGUUCAAGUGGAAUGUCUCUCAAAGUUUAUAUAUUAUAUCAUCUCUAGUUUUGAAGGAGUGAGUUUGAGUUUGUCAUGGUCUUAACAUAAAUUCACUGAACUCUUCCCUUGCCCAUGUUUCAUUGCUGCCUUUGUGGGACUCACUACUCAUGCACUGUUUCACUGCACAGGAAUGCUGCGUACUGCUUGUAAAGGCAGACUAUCUCAACUUGCUAAUUCCCUAGAAUUUUAUUUGGGUGACAUAAUUUUUCUCACAAAAGCUUGGGCCACCCUCAGGUGUCUUAGCUUCCAGAACUGUUGGGUGGGGGCAGGAGGGGGUUGCAGUCAAGAAGUUUUCAGAGUGAGGUGCACAGCACUAUUGUGUGACCCAUUUCUUCCCUAAAAUCUUCCAUGCAA